AUGGGUGCAAAAGCAUCCAAAAAUAAAAUCGAGAGCAGUCAAAGUGUUGACAGCGUCCAAUCUCAUCACACCUCUGCACCAACAGUCAUAGUCGACGGACGAAGUUAUCACAACGUUGAAACCAGCUCCUACUUUCUACCACGCGAUGAAGAAGAACAAGAUAGACUUAAUUCGCAACACUUUUCUAUCAAAGCACUUUAUGGAGGCAAUAUUCUCUCCCGCGUCGAGCAAACACUACCCCAAGAUGCCUAUAUAUUGGACGUAGGAUGUGGCUCAGGUUCAUGGGUUAUGGACAUGGCAAUCGACUUUCCAAAUUCCAGAGUUAUUGGUCUCGACAUGAUGGACAUGUUCCCUACAAUGAUUCGCCCUGAAAAUGUCAUAUUCGAACUCGUAAACGUACUCGACGGCAUUCCUUAUCCGGAUAAUACAUUUGACUUUGUACACAUGCGAUUGAUGCUCAGUGCAUUUAGAAAACAAGAAUGGCCUCUUGUGAUUACCGAGAUCUAUCGUGUUCUCAAACCUGGAGGAAUAGUUCAACUAUUUGAGAGUGACUUUACGGACAAGAGCAAGAGUCCGUUGGUUGGAUCUUUUAUAUCAGAGCUUAUAAAUCUAAUGCAGGAACGCGAACAAGAUCCAUGGAUUGCUGCCCAAUUGGGCGAUUUGUUAAGACAGCAAUCAUUCGAAAAUAUUGAGUUGGACUUGAGGAAAAUUGACUAUGGCGAAGCUUCUAAUCCCAUAUCCAAGGAAAUGCUGUGGAAUUGGAAAAUCGUCUUCCUGGCACUGAAACCUUAUAUUAAUCUACAUUUCAAUGCUUCUUCCCAAGAAUACGACGAUAUGGUGAAACAAUUCUCCAAAGAGUGCCAUAAAUAUGGCUGGGUUGUCAAAACGCUUGCAUACUUUGCCCAGAAACCUCUAAGACCCGCUCAAUAGAGAAAAGUAUACAAUAGUCCAAAGCCCAAAUAAUAGAAAGAGCAGGUCUUUUUAAAAAAAGAAAAAAAAACCCCUAAGAAAACAUUCCCAGGUACACAAAGAGAAUCGCCAUUUGAACACAAGGGGUGUAAAAAAGAGAAAGAGUGUGUGCGAUUGUGAGUGUGAGUGUGUAAAGAAGAAGGACGAAGAAGAAGAAAACACACACAGGCACCAUUUAGCGAUUACAUUCAUUUUAUUUUAAUUUCAUACAUAAUUCAUAUAUAUUCAUCUUCAAACUAAAAUACCAUUUUAUUUUCUUAGUAAAAUGCCUUGCUUGAUCACUGACAAAUAAAGAAAUCAGAAAAUUUUUAUUAAC
Molecule: messenger RNA, 1285 nt
Organism: Phycomyces blakesleeanus NRRL 1555(-)
Lineage: Eukaryota; Fungi; Mucoromycota; Mucoromycetes; Mucorales; Phycomycetaceae
Exons: 7
Coding region: 1-930 (309 amino acids)
Molecular function (GO): methyltransferase activity
Source: RefSeq, a predicted model, not a curated record